AUGCAUGGUGGGGCCUUUUUCAUAGAAACUUCCGGUAGCGCCACUUUAAACUUCCGGCAGGCCUGUGCCGUCGAAUCCCUCGCUCACCACAAUCCCAAUCUAACCGUCAACGUCCUAUUCAUGGGUGGGCGAAUCAACACUAGCCUGGUCACGCUGAAAAAGCUGAAAGAGAAAUACGACAACAUUCACCUAAUCAGUUUCGAUCUGGACGAUUACAUGGCCGGAACUCCGCUCGAGUAUUGGUACCACUGCAACGGCUGGAGGGACGGGCCUUUUCACGUGUCUCAUCUCAGCGACGGACUGCGAUUUCUGACGCUGCACAAGUACGGCGGAUAUUAUUUCGACCUGGACGUGAUAUCCGUCCGCCCAGUCACCGACUUGCGCAAUUUUGUAGCCGCCGAAUCGGACGAUUAUCUGGGCAGCGGAGUCCUCCAUGCGGAAUUCAAGAAUCCCGUCAUGGAAUUGGCCGUCAAAGAUUUUGCCGCCAAUUACCGGCAAGUUGAACCCAUUGACAUUAUUUUCCCUCCAAAAUAUUUGAAUUUGAAUUUUUCGUCCAGGUCAGACGUUUGGGGCCAUAAUGGUCCCGCUUUGCUGUUGCGGGUCCUGAAAAGUUGGUGCAAAGCGCAGGAUCUCCUGGAGAUGGACUAUGUCAGUUGUCACGGGUUCAACGUUCUUCACUACUCGUCGUUUUGUCCCGUCGACUAUUCGGUGGCGACGAAAGAAUUUUUCAUCCAUCGAUCGGCCAACCAAAGUCGACCCUUUUGGCUCACCGACCAGGUGGUCGGCGUUCAUACCUGGAACAAGUUGACGUUCAACAAACCCAUUUACAAGAAUUCGACCCAACGUUACACUUGGCUGGCCCGAAACCAUUGCCCGUCCAUUUUCGCUAUUGCACCCGAAAUCUUUUAA
This is a messenger RNA of Daphnia pulex (common water flea), 909 nucleotides long. RefSeq names its product lactosylceramide 4-alpha-galactosyltransferase-like. NCBI's taxonomy places the organism in Eukaryota, Metazoa, Arthropoda, Branchiopoda, Diplostraca, Daphniidae. Gene Ontology annotation, biological process: glycosphingolipid biosynthetic process. The record is from RefSeq and is a predicted model, not a curated record. The coding region runs from base 1 to 909 and encodes 302 amino acids. Gene Ontology annotation, molecular function: hexosyltransferase activity. The transcript has a single exon.